Messenger RNA from Syngnathus acus (greater pipefish), 1445 nucleotides. RefSeq names its product phosphoribosyl transferase domain containing 1b (gene prtfdc1b). The transcript has 9 exons. Gene Ontology annotation, molecular function: magnesium ion binding; hypoxanthine phosphoribosyltransferase activity. The record is from RefSeq and is a predicted model, not a curated record. Gene Ontology annotation, biological process: hypoxanthine metabolic process; GMP salvage; purine ribonucleoside salvage. NCBI's taxonomy places the organism in Eukaryota, Metazoa, Chordata, Actinopteri, Syngnathiformes, Syngnathidae. Bases 127 to 804 code for a protein of 225 amino acids.
AGAGGAGGGAGGGAGGCGAUCCAACGCACAAGCAAACAUUCGUGCAGGCCCUCCUCUCUUCUCCUCUCCGCGCAGCUUGCAAAGUCCUGGAAACUUGCAUGACCACUUUACGGAUAAAAAAGCAACAUGGCAGACGUCGUGCUCCAAACCAAGGGGGGAAGCGGCGGGAUUGUGAUUGACGAUGACUGGCCAGGUUACAGUUUAGACCUUUUCAGCUAUCCAGCACACUACGCCGGGGAUCUCCAAUGUGUCGUCGUCCCUCAUGGAGUCAUCAUGGACAGAACUGAACGUCUGGCUCGGGACAUCAUGGAUGACUUGGGCGACCAUGACAUUGUGGUGCUCUGCGUGCUUAAAGGUGGCUACCAGUUCUGCGCCGACCUGGUGGAUAAAAUCAAGGCGCUAAGCUGCAACUCGGACCGCACCAUUCCCAUGAGAGUCCAUUUCAUCCGUCUCAAGAGCUACCUGAAUGAUCAGUCCACAGAAGACCUUCACAUACUUGGAGCAGAGGACUUGUCCUUUUUAGCCGGAAAGAACGUACUGAUUGUGGAGGGCAUUAUCGGCACCGGCAAGACCCUGAAGGCUCUCCUGAAGCACGUGGAGGCCUUCCAGCCCAAAAUGAUCAAAGUCGCCGGAUUGCUGGUGAAGAGGGUGCCUCGAAACACCACGAGCCUCCCCGACUAUGUCGGCUUUGAGAUUCCUAAUCGCUUCGUGGUCGGAUAUGCUUUGGACUACAAUGAGUAUUUUCGAGACCUCAAUCAUAUCUGUGUGAUUAGCGACAGUGGCAAGAUGAAGUACAAAAUAUGAGGGAAGGAAGACUCAAAUGUCAUCUCACACUUUUAAGCUACUACAGCUGCUACGGAGAAGUUUGUUGUCCUCCGACAUUCCUUCCGUCAAAUGACCUUCCAACUCAUCAUUUUGUAUAUUAAAAACUACGUUCUGAUAGGAAAUCAUGUUUUUUGAGGAAAGUUCAAAGAAAAGGCUCAACUCUGAACUUUAAAGUAUGCUGGAGGGCAAAAAUGUUUUCAUCCAAUAUUUUGUUGUAAUUCAGAUUUAUAAGCUUUGGAAGUGAAAUGCUCAUGCUCCUCUUUUUCUUGGGCGUUUUAAUUUGUAAUGUGAAGUGAGGGACUUGGAAGAACCCAGCUGAACGUGAGUGAUAAAGGAAAUGAGCCUCCCCAAAUGUGAAACAGAAACACAUUUUUAAGUGGGAAAUGUAGCAUUUUCUAACAACUCAUCUCAUUAUCUUGGAAAGUUUAAUGAAUAAUUUUGACAGUUGCUUUUUAGACACACUGACCACUCUUUUUUUUUUAGUGCUAUGUUAAUCUUGAAUUUUCUUAAUACUUGAUCAACCUAUCUGAGCAGUUGUGUGUUUUAUAUCAAAACACGAAAAGACUACCCGUCAAGUGAUUGUAAAUGAGUCUUUUAUGUAUUAAAACACCUUGAGUUGA